UGGCUGUGCUUGGUUUUCUAUCAGAUGUAAAAUGGACGGGCGGUCGUGCCGUGCGCUCGCUUGUAACGCGUGUUCGUUAUAAAAUCGAUGUUUAUUUUGACGUGAAUACGAAUAUUGUUUACGCGAUAGUUCGACUUCUCCGGUAUUCGGUUACCGGAGGAGAUAGUGUUGUGUUUGUGUUUUUGAUUUUGACUAGCGUUCACUUGAUCGCUUCACAGUUCACUUAGUGAUUUCCCUGAUAGCUCACUCACCGGUGGGUGCGUGAUAAACUAUACGUGUAUAAAAAUAAGGCGAAUACUCGUCUGGUGUGAGUGUUUUACUAUACCACGAUGCUGUUUACGGUGACAUAGUGAACGUUGAAUUGACCCUGACCUCUGACAACCAUGUCUGGGCGAUCGGAUUGCAGGAAAUUUGCACCAAACAUCUUCAACAAGAGCAAAUGCACUAAUUGCUUCCGGCAGAAGGAGGAACAUAGUGCUGAGGCUUUGGAAUCCAAUCGGGCCAGCAGAAAGAUAUCAAAAUGCGGAUAUCUGUUCGUGGCGCCGGGCUGGGACUUCUCCAAUCCGCUCUACAGGACAAAGAGAUGGCAGCGGAGGUGGUUCGUUUUGUACGACGACGGAGAACUGACGUACUCCCUAGACGAACAUCCUGACACAGUCCCGCAAGCCAGCGUGGAUAUGACGACGGUCCUGGAGGUCAGCGACGCGGACAGCGUGACGGGCCACCCCCACAGCCUGGCCAUCACGGCGCCGGAGCGUGUCACCUUCGUCAAGGGCACCUGCAGGGAGGAGGCCCGCUGGUGGGCUGACGUGCUCAGCGUGUAUCCUAGGAGCAAGGGUCGACACAAACGGAAUGCGACUUUUCCUGGAGGUCAAACGGCGAGCUUGUUGCAGUCAUCGACAACGAGAAAAUACUCCGCAGACGCGUCGACGCUGCGCGACGCGGCGGAGUGCAGCGCGCGGCCGCGGUUCUGUGGCGGCACGACCACGUGGCCGGGGCCCCGGGUGCAGCCCCCGCAGCCGGAGAUCGCCAGUCUAGCUGCCCCCACCAACAUCGACACCAAAGUGUACACCGACCAGCCUGUGUCGUCCGCAUCUCCGCCGACGCGCGACAAGAUCAACGGGGAAGAGAAGGCGAGGUCGAGGCGCAGGGACACGUGGCCUGAGCCCAACACCACACCGUCUACUGAUGAGGCCAACGUAGUCCGCUCGCCGCUGUUGCAGCAGCAGCACCAGCAGUACGACGAGCAGCUGCGCGACAUCGCGGCGUCGCUCACCCGCCCGCGGUCGCGCCGCGCCCUGCCGCCGACACUGGAGCGCCCCACCAGGCUGCCGCCGCCUGAUCGACUGCCGGCAAGAGGAGCACCAGACGGCGGACCUCCACCCGAAGAAGGCAUAACCAGUUCGGCAAGCGAGGGCAGCGAACCAACCGACGCAGUGGAAGCGACGGAGUCCACCGAAAGCGGCAGAGUUGAACUACCGGCUGAACGACUCCUCCACGCGAGAGCUGGUUGGCUUCAAAGACGAAGCCCUAGCGGUUGGUCUCGACACUGGUUCGUCCUUCGCGGUGCAGCUUUGUUGUACUUCAGGGAUCCUCACGCAGAGCACAGGGGUCUCAUGGAUGGUGUGAUAGACCUUAGUGGGAUUUCAAGAGUUAUAGAAAUGCCAGGGUCAGCCAAUGGAUAUGCUUUUGAAACUGAGACUUGGGAUGGCAAGCACAUAGUUUUGUCAGCUGUUACGGCGGGGAUAAGAGCCAACUGGGUCUCAGCUAUGCGAAGAACGGCCGGUUUACCUGACUCUGGGCCUCUGUCUCUUAUUUUACGAGAAGACUCUAUAGAUCAAGUAUCAGAAUCAUCCACAUCGCCAAUCACACCCAUCACACCAAAUACCGGUAAAUCAGGACCAUUCUCAUCAGAUGAAGAGUAUAGAACAGCAUCCGAAGGAGGCCGCAGGGAUAGUGCAGACUGGGGAGACGUCAGUAAUCAGCCACCGCCUUCUCCUAUUCUUAAUCGUACUCCUAUAUCCAAAGUCAAAGAAAAGGUUCGCGCUAGAGCAUGCCUCCAACCACAAACUAAACCCGAUUUAAAAGUCGAUAAAGAUGAAAUCGAUUCUACCAAAGAAAAAGAAAACCUCCCGCUAGAAGAAGUCGAUGAAAACGAAAAAACAAAUGAACCGAGAAAACGUAGCUAUAUUUCUACCAUUGACAAACAAACGAUCGAAAUCGAAGAUUUGCGAAAGCAGCUUAAAUUAGCAUUGAACGAUGUUAAUGCAGCUGAAUCCGAACUUGCGAGGCUACGAAAACUAAAAUCUGAAGCUGUUACCAGAGAAAAGAAAAUGGAAGAACUGGUAAUAACAUUACAAAAGAAAGAAGAGGAACUGUCAAUCAGAACAAAAGAAGCUGAAAACUUAGAUACGAUAAAACAACUUUAUAAUCAAGAUAAAAAUAUGUGGGAAACGAAAUUGACAGAAACGCAAAACUUCUUAAAAGAAUCCACCGAGCACUGUGAACUGCUGACGCGGCAGCUGACUACGGCACAAGAAGCAAUAAAGCAGUUGCAGAAAGAAUUAAACGAAUUAAAUGAAAAACUUUUGAAGAGUAUCAGAGAAAACGAUAGCUUGUACUCAAGAAUUAGAGAACUCGAAAGUAAAGUCGUCGUAGAAUCACCGACCAGAGAAAAGAGGAAAAGCAUUGGGUCAAUGAGUGAUCUUAGUAAUAUAAACCAAGACUUGAAUUUAGAGUCUUUAGAGAAAAAUAGACUGAUCGAAGAGUACGUAGAAUUAAGAAACAGAUUUUUAAAGGCUAUUCACGAAAUAAAGGCUAUGAAAAGAGAACUUCGAGACUCACACAACGUGUACGAUGAGCUCGAGGUCACCAAUACUAAGUUAAGAAAUGAGAUGAAGCUGAGGGAACAAUGUAGUCAAUCUGAAAUAGAUCUAAUGGCGGCUCGCAUCUUGGAUUUAACUCAGAAACUUACCGCAUCAGAUAAACAAGUACGAACGUUAAAACACAAAAUUCAGAAAACGGAAUCUAGAGAAAAGCGGCGCAGUUUGUCAUUAAAAGGAAGGGAAUCAUUCACGCUAGGCAAGGAAGUCGAAGAGAAAUUAACAGAAUUAGAAAAUAAAAUUACUCUUUUGGAAACAGGAGAAACAGUGCCUACUAUUAAUUCUCCUUCUAAAAGCACUUCGCCUGUAAAAGAAAAAGUAUCUAAAACGGAUGGAUCGACGGACGAGAAAAGAAUGAAGAGGCUAGCUGCGAGGCUGAGGAGGAAAUCUUUAGACAGUGCUACAAGUUCAGAGCCCAUGAAAAUGCUAGUCCGAUUAAGUUCGCUCGAAACUAAAGUAGUUUCCGCACUAGAAAGCCGCCGUGAUUUAGCUAUAUCGUGUGAGUCUUUGAGUCCAGCGACGAGAUCUAGCGAGAGUCCGUCCAGUAACGACAGCCCGGAGAGCUCCUCGAUAGGAACACAAUCGCAGCGACAUCUCUUAGACAGGCUCCAGAGCCUCGAGAACGUCGUCAUUCAUUCAAGAAACAAAGUCAACGAAUGUUUAUGUCAAAUGAGCGCAAUGCGAGCGGCCAAGUCGAGGCGGUCCCCCUCUCCGAGUCUGGAGAAGAAAUAUAGCAUCAAGGCAAUGGAAAAAUGUUUGAUGGACGUAAGCAAGAGAUUGCAAGAAUCCUUUGAUAAGUGCGUGAUAGACUCCACCGAGCGGAACUCCGACGACGAGAUCGACGACGGCGUCGCGCAGGUCGUCGCGCAGCUGGAAGAGCAGCUGACGGCGAAACUGCUUGAGAUAUCCAAGAGGAAGGCCGCGCUGUACGAGGCGGGCGAGCUGACGCAGAGGAAGAGUUUAGAGAUCCUGGCGGAGAAGCUGGCCUACGAGGCGGUGCUCGUGGGCAGGAUACAGGAGGCUCUGGAAUCCUCCGACGGGAGCAGAUUCUUCGCUAGAUUGAUAAAGUCUGAAAUAAUCGAAACUAGUCAAUUAAUAGAUAACCUUAAGUCUAAGAUUAACGGCGACAACAAGACGACGUCCGUCACCAAGAGCUCCCUCGACUACCUCGCGAGGAUCCUCUCGCGCAAGAUCGACGCGUCGAGCGGCCGCGAGUCCGGCGCCCGGCGCGCCGAGGCGAUCGUGCAGAGCGCCGACCUCGACGCUCUGCUGGCCAAGCAGCGGGAGGUGGGCGAGGCCGUCGAGACGUACAAGCGGGAGAAGCUCGGCGAGCUGUGCGCCGCGCUGGCGGCCGAGACGCUCAGCCAGGCCGCCGCCGGCGACGACGGCGCGGAGGCGGCGCGCGUGCGCGAGGCGUGGGCGGCGGCGCGCGACGCGCUUGGCGCCGAGCUGGUGCAGGCGGAGGUGGCGCGCGCGCUGGCCCGCGCCGCGCAGCUGUGCGAGGACAGCCUGGAGGACGCGCGGCGCGCGCGCCUCACGCUGGACGCGCAGCGCCGCGCCGACCUGGACCUGUGGUGGCAGGCGGCGCACGACCACCUGCGCUGCGAGAUGGACGCCGCCGUGCGCGACAUCGCGGCGCAGUACCGCGCGCUGCCGCCGCGCGCGCCAGGCGCCGCGCCGCCGCUCGACAGCCGCGCGCUGCUGGCGCAGCUGGCCGACGUGCUGGCGCGCAAGGCGCUGGUGGACGCGCGCGUGGCCGUGCUGCGCGGCACGCACCGCGCCGCCGACGACGCGCCGCGCCGCGCCGAGGACGCCAUCUCCUCGCUGGAGACCGACCCCGACAGCGAGGCGGAGUUCGUCUUCCUCUUCCAGCACUUCUCGACCGAGUGCCGAGCGCUCUUCUCCAGUGACUGUUCGGGCAACAGUGAAGACUCGAUGAAGAUCGGCGAGAGCCUCGAGCGCGUGGAGGCGGCGGUGGAGGCGGCGCGGCGCCGGCUCGCGCCCGACGCGGCCGAGGAGCCGGCGCGCGGCGGCGACGCGGCGGCGCGCCUGGAGGCGCUUCGGCGGCGCGUGGAGGCGCUGCAGUGCCCGCAGUGCGCGCGCCUGCAGGAGGCGCUGGAGCGGCUGUCGGCGGAGCGCUCGCGCUCGGAGUGCGCGCUGUCGCAGCAGGCGGCGGCGCUGGCGGCGGCGCGGCGCGCGCGCGCACAGCUGCAGGCGCAGCACGAGCGCGAGCGCGUGGCGCUGCGCGAGCGGGCGCGCACGCUGCAGCGCCGCCUCGCCGCGCUCGACUCGGAGUACUCGGCGCAGCUGGACAGUCUCCGAGCCGCUUAUCAGAGCGCGGUGGCGGCGGACACGCACGGCGACGGGCUGCGCGCGCGCUACCAGCAGGAGAUCGAGCAGCUGCGCGCGCUGUGCGAGAAGGGGCUGCUGGCCAUGGAGAGCUCGCACCGCCGCAUCGUGCGCGAGAUGGAGGACAAGCACCGCGCCGAGCGCGACCAGCUCAGGCUGGAGAAGGAGCAGGCGCUAGCGGAGGAGACGCGCGCCACGCUGGCGGCGCUGGACGCCAUGCGCAAGGCGCACGAGAGCGAGGUGCGGCGCGAGGUGGACAAGUUCAAGGCGGAGUUCCUGGCGCGCGGCGCGCCCGAGCUGGGACAGCUGAGCUCGAGGCACCAACAAGAGAUGGAGGAGAUCAAGCGCGAGAUCCUGUCGCUGUCGGAGAAGUACUCGGUGAAGUGCGUGGAGUCAGCAGCGUUAGAGGAGCGGUUGGCUGCCGCCAGCGCGCAGCUGGCGCACGCGCACAACCACAUCAUGCAGCUGGACGCCAGAAACAAACAGCUCCGCGCGCACAUAAUGUCGGAAGCGAAUGAGAUGAAGUACUCCGAGGCAUCGACGCUCGCGCAACUCAUCGAGGACUCGCCGCCGGGCAAGUCGUCGCGGUCGAGCCCGCUGGAGCGGUCGCGCGCGCCGCCCUCGCCCUUCGCCAGCCCGGAGACCACCAGAAGCCUGCAGAUGUCUCCCGUACAGAACUAAAAGCAAGUCAACGCUGUUCCAACAUCCGCGCCGGGACACUGGCGGGCGUGGUCGCUGAACGCAAGAAGAUGUUCGAGACAUAACAACUCGGACCAACACCGACAUAAUAUAACCAUCGUCUCCACCUCACACUGACCGACGCUGGUCGCAUAUUGUUUGCGAAUGUCCCACUCGCGUGCACUUAUGACACUGGUCUCAUGAACAGUGUACUGAUUGUGUUAUUAUCGUAAUAAUAAUGCAAAUUUUGUAUACUUUUGUCAUAGGAUCAUAAUUAUUUUGAAGAGCGCAUGAAAUAACGCAUGUUGAGUUUAUGUAAUUUGUAUCUUCUCAACUCUAACGCAAAGGUAUGAAAAGUAAUUAAAAAUAUGUUUAUAGGAGUAAUAUGCGAGACUCACUCCUAAGUUAAUCGGAGUGUCGGAAUUAUUGAUACGUUUUCUUGGUUUUCGCAAUAUAUUACGACAUCUAGAGUGCGACUUGCUCAAUUAGUAGCUAACUUCAUACUGAGGUGGCAUCGUAAAAUGUAGGUAUGUUGAGAUUUACACUGCGUUCGAAUGUUACAGUUUUUACUACCAUGAUUUCUAGUGGAUCUUUUUUUGAAAAGUUCUCAUUAAAUCGUAGAAAUGAACGCAGUGAUGAAGCGUUUAUACAUAACGAUAUCGGACAAGAUAUGUCGGAUCGGUGUAAACGCCCCACGCAACGAGUCACAAGAACGCCCCCCACCACGCUAGCACCUGGCCACUUUGCUUGAUUACAUUGUCAAAUGUGUCUUUUAUCAUCUUAUACCGACAAAAAUAUCGGAUUUAAGGUAUACGAAAAUAUUCAAAAUGUUUUUUUUAAUUAAUUUGAUUUUAUAGCAUAAAAAUCACUAAAAGUUAAAUUCAAGUGAUUUCCAAGUUAUUUUUAAAAUUUAGUUUUUUGUAAGAAUAGAAGGUCGCCUCUUAAAACAAAAACUUAUAUUGUUUAACCGUGUAAUGAAAACGUUAAAUAAUAAUAAAAUUAAACCAUUUUUAUAAAAAUUAUAUUAAUAAAAUAUAACAUAUAUACGGCUAUAAAAUAACUAUGUUAGAUUUAAAAUUUAUGAACUUAGUUAGUUCAUGAGUAGACUUUGGACAGAUUUUUCAUUACUUGUUAUUAAUAUAUUGAGAAAGUGUUUUAAGUCUAAAUAUUUAUAUUUAAGUUAUUAAUCUAAGACAAAACGAGACUUCCUUUACGAGAAGUGGCCAGAACCUUUAACUCCCACCCACCAUAAAAAGUGUAUAUAACUUUGUUUGAUUUGUUUUUUUUUAUUACUUAAUUUUAAUUAACUAUAGAGUGUAUAUUACUUUCGAAGCUAUUUUUCUUCCCCCUAUUAAUUUUUUGGAGUUAUGCUUCCAUAUUGUGAUUGGACUUGCGAUUGUAAAAUGAAGUCAAAUCUAAAGUCCUUUCAAUGAGAGUGUCUUAUAAAUUUAAAACUUUAUAACUUAUGUAAAUCAUUUUUGCAAUUUUUGUUAGUUGUUUUUACAGUAAUGCAAUUGGACAAAAGCUUAUUUACCUUGUAGAAUUUUAUGACAGCAUAAUUCUACAAAAUGGUUUCAAAAAGUCAAUAGAUCGCCUCUUCUAAUUUAGCCGUAGAUUUGGGUUAGUGAUGUAUCAAUUUUGUAAAAUUGUAACAUUGUGUAAAUACUCGGGGUCCGCUCUACUGUAACCAGUUGUUUGUCCAUUUUAUCUUAUAAGGAGUUUGUUACCAAAUAUUUCUUAUUUAUGAGUUUUUUUGACAUUUCGCGUUUUCCGCGUGAUUUAUUCGGGGGACACGGCUGUGUUGUUUCGGAAUGUAUUUUUAUUAGAACUAUGAAAAAAAAAAUGCAAUUAAAUUUUUUUUAAAAGGCGAUUUUUCUGUAUAAACUUUUAUUUAUUUCUAUUUCGUUUCUAUUUUUUAUGAGUUUAGAUAUAUGCUCAGCCAUGGCAUAUUAAAAAUUAAAAAAAAAAUAAGUUUUUUUUAAAAAAGGAUAACGACAUGGCUGUGUCACCCUUUAGUUUUUAACAUCCCCUGUUUAUUAUUUUUGUAGAUUUAUAAUACAUAGAUUUAUAUACUUACAUUUAUGUAUUCGGAUAUGGGAGAUAUUAUGUAUUCGUGUUAAUAAAUUUAAAUGCAUGCCAAGAACUUAUUACAAAAUAUUUUUUUCCUUUAAUCGUUUAGAUACUAUUUUGAUGAGAUUGUUUUGUAAUAGGUGCGAGCUUAGAAGCAUAUUAUAUUUGUUUUAUUUUAUUUAACAUUUAACACGUUUUUUAGAGAGUUUAGUUUGACAUCACCCUGUGUUUCAUUAUAGUGGCAUACCACACUCGGCUAUAUACAUUUAUACAGGAUGUUUGACAAUCGUUAUCAAAUUUCUUAAUUUGACAAUAGCUGCAAAACAUUUUACUUCAUCUACUGAACACCCUGUAUAUCGAUAAUACGAAACGUCCGAGUGUGGGGCGCCGCGCAUCACUGUGUGCGUUUGUUACCAUAUUUUCCGUACUGGGCAUUUGCGUUGUCUUCCACUGGAACAUUUCACUUUGUUAUGUAUAGUUAUCACCCCACGACUGCCGAACUAAAUGACACCAUCUCCGAGAAUUUCGAGAAUAGUAAGAAAUAAAAAAAAAAUAGUGUAGAUAUCCGAUGUGGCAAAUCUCGUGUACCAGAAUUGUUUGGCAGAUGUGUUUCUAUGUGGCUGACUGAUAAUUGUGUAAUGGUAAAUGAAUAAUUGUAUACAUAUAAUAUGCACAUUUUCCGGAUAAAUAUUUCCAAUUAAUCUUAUGUGAAAUUUAACUAAGAAAUUUAUAUUUAUUGGUGAGUUUCGAUAAAGUACCUAUUAUUCUUACCAUUACACAAAUACCUCUAAGUAUGAUACUAUUCCUUAUCUAUCGUGUUACUAUCUCCCUCUCUUGUAGUUGACGUUGUAAAGUGUUGGUUUAUAUAACAAAGAUUUUUAAAAUAAACUACUUAAUACAAAAUAA
Bicyclus anynana (squinting bush brown) is the source of this 8885-nucleotide messenger RNA. RefSeq names its product protein outspread (gene osp). Gene Ontology annotation, molecular function: actin filament binding. NCBI's taxonomy places the organism in Eukaryota, Metazoa, Arthropoda, Insecta, Lepidoptera, Nymphalidae. Gene Ontology annotation, biological process: actin filament organization. The coding region runs from base 384 to 5912 and encodes 1842 amino acids. The record is from RefSeq and is a predicted model, not a curated record. The transcript has 16 exons. Gene Ontology annotation, cellular component: actin cytoskeleton.